Messenger RNA from Choloepus didactylus (southern two-toed sloth), 10956 nucleotides. It is a transcript of the gene INVS, whose product is annotated as inversin. Gene Ontology annotation, biological process: protein localization to ciliary inversin compartment. The transcript has 17 exons. Gene Ontology annotation, cellular component: ciliary inversin compartment. Gene Ontology annotation, molecular function: protein binding. Bases 295 to 3438 code for a protein of 1047 amino acids. The record is from RefSeq and is a predicted model, not a curated record. Lineage: Eukaryota; Metazoa; Chordata; Mammalia; Pilosa; Megalonychidae.
AGUCAGUGACGUAUCCCUAAUUACCCUUAUUGGCUCUGGUAAGCGGCAGAUACCGUCGGCUAGGAUAAGCCAUGAGAAAUCACGUUGUAAACUGAAAAUCUGCCUUGUGCAAUAGUGAUGUUAGUACUACAUGGAUCACUCCUACAGGAUAAUUACCAAAUUCCUUAGCCAAGGAGUCGAGGAUCUGAACCAUCUAGCCUCCCGGAUCGUUCUCCAGCCUCAUCUGCGAACACCCACCCAGGCUCACAAUCACUACUGUGUACCCUGGAGAUUGCUCCAGUUCUUCAGAAGACUAUGAACAGGUCAGAGAACUUGCUCGUCACUGGCUCCUCACUAGCAUCUCAAGUUCAUGCUGCUGCCGUUAAUGGAGAUAAGAGUGUACUUCACAGGCUCAUCCUGGGAAACUCUGCUCUUAAAGACAAAGAAGAUCAAUUUGGGAGGACACCUCUUAUGUAUUGUGUGUUGGCUGACAGAUUGGAUUGUGCAGAUGCUCUCCUGAAGGCAGGAGCAGAUGUUAAUAAAACUGAUCAUAGCCGGAGAACAGCUCUACAUCUUGCAGCUCAAAAGGGAAAUUAUCGUUUCAUGAAACUCUUACUCACACGCAGAGCAAACUGGAUGCAAAAGGACUUGGAAGAGAUGAUUCCUUUGCACUUAACCACCCGGCACAAGAACCCUAAGUGUUUGGCGCUUCUGCUCAAGUUUAUGGCACCAGGAGAAGUGGAUACACAGGACAAAAACAAGCAAACAGCUCUGCACUGGAGCGCCUACUACAAUAACCCUGAGCAUGUGAAACUGCUCAUUAAGCAUGAUUCCAACAUCGGGAUUCCCGACGUUGAAGGCAAGAUUCCACUUCACUGGGCAGCCAACCAUAAAGAUCCGAGUGCCGUUCAUACAGUGAGAUGCAUUUUGGAUGCUGCUCCAACAGAGUCUUUACUCAACUGGCAAGACUACGAGGGUCGAACACCUCUUCACUUUGCCGUCGCUGAUGGAAAUGUGACAGUGGUCGAUGUCUUGACCUCCUACGAAAGCUGCAAUAUAACAUCUUACGAUAACUUAUUUCGAACCCCGCUUCACUGGGCAGCUUUAUUAGGUCAUGCACAAAUUGUCCAUCUCCUUUUAGAAAGAAACAAAUCUGGAACCAUCCCAUCUGACAGCCAAGGGGCAACACCCUUGCACUACGCAGCACAGAGUAAUUUUGCUGAAACAGUUAAAGUGUUUUUAAAACAUCCUUCAGUGAGAGAUGAUUCAGACCUUGAAGGAAGAACAUCCUUCAUGUGGGCUGCUGGGAAAGGCAGUGAUGACGUCCUUGUGACGAUGCUGAGUCUAAACUCUGACACUGACAUUAACAUGGCAGACAAAUAUGGAGGUACAGCUUUACAUGCUGCUGCCCUUUCUGGCCAUGUCAGCACCGUGGAAUUAUUAUUGGAAAAUAAUGCUCAAGUAGAUGCUACUGAUGUGAUGAAACAUACUCCACUUUUCCGAGCCUGUGAGAUGGGACACAAAGAUGUAAUUCAGACACUUAUUAAAGGUGGAGCACGGGUAGAUCUAGUUGAUCAAGAUGGACAUUCUCUUCUUCACUGGGCAGCGCUAGGAGGAAAUGCUGAUGUUUGCCAGAUAUUGAUAGAAAAUAAGAUCAAUCCAAAUGUGCAGGAUUAUGCAGGAAGAACCCCUUUGCAGUGUGCAGCGUAUGGAGGAUAUAUCAACUGCAUGGCUGUGCUCAUGGAAAAUAAUGCAGACCCCAAUAUUCAAGACAAAGAGGGAAGAACAGCUUUGCACUGGUCCUGUAACAAUGGAUACCUUGAUGCUAUUAAAUUACUACUAGACUUUGCUGCUUUCCCUAAUCAGAUGGAAAACAAUGAAGAGAGGUACACGCCCCUGGAUUACGCCCUGCUGGGCGAGCGGCACGAGGUCAUCCAGUUCCUGCUGGAGCGCGGGGCCCUGUCCAUCGCCGCCAUCCAGGACAUCGCCGCCUCCAAGAUCCAGGCCGUCUACAAGGGGUACAAGGUCCGGAAGGCUUUCCGCGACCGGAAGAACCUCCUCAUGAAGCACGAGCAGCUGAGGAAAGAUGCCGCCGCCAAGAAGCGGGAGGAAGAAAGCAAGCGAAAAGAGGCGAAACAGCAGAAGGGAAGGCUGAGCCCUGGUUCCUGCAGGCCCCAGGCCCCUCCCUGCCUGCCCGGGCAACGGCCCCCCAUCAGCAGCAGCACCCCAGGCCCAGAGUGCAGAGAGGGCAGAGGGUCUCCAGGCAGGACCCCCCAGGAGGAGCAGCACACUUCCUCAGACUUGAAGAGAACGGACCCCAGAAAGCCAAUGGAAACAUCCAGAGAGCACUGUAAAGGCCGAUCUGCCAGUGUCCACUUCAGCCGCAGGGAGGGCAGCGAUGGCAGCAGGACCCCGGGACCCUCCUCGGCUGAGCAGCCCAGAGGUGAGGCAGCCGGCGAGCAGCCGCAUGGAAAGGGGAAGGGCUCCCUGAAGCAGCCCCCCGGUGUCAGAGAGGCCGGGCCCGACGAGGAGGUGAGCCCCAGCAGAGCGGCUGCAGGCCUGCCACAGCAGGAUGGCCCCUGGAGGCCCAGCAGGCGGCAGGACACCAUGCCCAGGGCCAAAGGUGCCCCUCAGAAAAGGCGUGUUCAUGAGCUCAAAGGAGGAAGGUGCUCUCCCGCUGGUUCCAGCCGGCCUGGCAGUGCCAAGGGGGAGGUGGUCCAUGCUGGGCAGACCCCUCUCCACCAUCGGGCACCAAGAAGCAAAGUGCCGCAGGACAAACUCGCAGGAGGGGUCCCCUCAGAUCUGCCCUCGAGUGCGGAGGUGGUGCGGGCAGGACCCAGGAAGUCGGGGACACCUGCCCUGGGCAAGGACGCUCAGCUCUCUCCAGAGACUGCUCCGCUGGCUGGCCCCACCUCGGGGCAGAGUGUGAACAUUGACGUCCUCCCUGUAGAGCUCCGACUUCAGAUAAUCCAGAGGGAACGAAGCAGGAAGGAGCUGUUUCGCAGAAAGCACAAGGCAGCUACCACCAUCCAGCGCGCCUGGAGAAGCUACCUGCUCAGGAAGCACCUGUCCCACCUCCUGUGUGUGAAGCAGCUGGGAGCCGGAGACGUGGACCGAUGGAACCACGAGUGCGCGGUGCUGCUGCUCCAGGUUUGGAGGAAGGAACGGGAACUAGAGCCUCUGAAGCCCUCCAGAGAGCGCAGAUCAGCCAAAAGUCCACCCAAGGGCAGCUCAGGCGCAAAGUCCACCAAGCACUUGGUGCUCAAGCAAAUCUACGGUUGCUCUCAAGAAGGGAAAGUACCUCAUCCCACAAGACCUUCAAAAGCCCCUUCUGUGCUGCGUCUCAAUUCAGUGAGCAACUUGCAGUGUAUACAUCUACUUGAGAACAGUGGAAGAUCAAAGAACUUUUCUUAUAACCUGCAAUCAGCUAUUCAAUCAAAAAACAAAACCAAGCUUUGACUGCCUAUGGAGGAAGAUUGGGUUCAGGGGAGCUGGAAUAGCUAGUGCAGAGUUCGAAUUCUCUGCUGAUUAUCUUUCACAUCUUGGGAAAACUUUAUCCGUACCUGAAAACUUAGCCUGAAAGAGUGCUAACAGUGGAAGGAAAAUGUCAUUAUCCAGCACUGCCUGGUAACUCAUCUUCACCUGCACUGAAGGAGCCAGCUUACUGCACAUGCAAAACUGCCCAGCUGCCUGCCUUGUCCUCAGUCAGUGCAGCUGGGAAAAGGAUAACUAACUUUUAAGGUCUGAGAAAACAGGGCUGCCCUGUUAGGAUUUCUGCCAGAUCAGUGACACAGGCCUAGUUUCUUGCCUCAAGUGAUGAACCUAAAAGAGACAGAGACAAGUCUGUCCCACAGCAGCCUUCUCCAUCUCACUACUGUUUCUGGAAUUGAAUGCAACAAACUUCAUCACAGACACUGCAUCCUCCCUGCUACUUUAACAUGAUUGGUUUUAAAUUUUAAACCAGAAUCGUGACCUAGUGUUUACCUUUAGAAAUUGUUUGUAAACCCAUGCAUACAUUCACUGAUUCCUGAUAUUCCACAGUUGCCGCACUGGCUGCCAAUGGCUACCAGCUGCUGCCCCCUCCUCUGUGAAGGGCUUUCUUGCUGAGCACCAGCAGCAGGAUCAGAGCGUCGAGGAAUCAGUCAGGGAGCUUACAGACCAUACGGUUCGUGCAGCACAUACCAAGAUGGGCCUCAACACUGUGCCUGUAUUUUCUGCCAUCCUUAAUGGCAGGAGAGCAGUGCUGACCAUGCACAUUCUAGCUCUCUAAGAAUGCCUGAUUUAAAUAAAAGCCAGAGACUGGCCACCCAGGCCUUGUCAGAUUUUAAGGGUAUGGCCACUGUGGGGGCAGACAGGAGGCACCAGUGGGACUAAUAGGAUCACAAGUGUUUUUAGAGCUGUUCUAUUUUCAUAAGAUCAGUCCCACCCUCGGGCUGACCAGAAAUGACAGGAAGCAAUAAAGUGUUUACCUUGACUUUUUACAGUUUGCUACUUAAAUUGUUACAUUCAUUCUUUUCAUAAUUAUAAAGUCUCAAAUCACUAUAUACACCAAGUAAUUUUUUAAACCUAAAAUGGGUCAUAAGUAGGAAGUGAUUUUGGAAGUAUACGGGUCUAGAUUAGAUCAUGUACCAUUUAGAUAUAGGAAAAUCCAAACCAAAUUGCAGCCCUGUCUUGAAAUCUUGCUCCUUCAUGGAAGACCAGAAAACCUCUGUAAAUAACAGAACUCCACAGUGAGAACAGAAAGGGUAAGGGCAACCACUCUAAAAAAAAAAAAAAAAUGGUUUCUGUUGCUAUCUGAAUAAACUGGAGUUAAAGCACAAAGAAUAAGGUUUGCCUAGGUGGUAUCACAAAAAUUUAGCUGAUUUCUUCGUAAAUAGACAGUACCACAUUAUCACCCUGUCUUGUAAAUAUUUUAACGCCUAGGAAAUGCAAAAUUCCGUUCAAAGGAAGGUUCACGAACAACUUCUUUAAAAGUUCAGCUUUAAUGACAAACUUCAUUAGAUCAAAAUUAGAUAGCUGUGAAUAAACAAACCCAGACAGGAGGAGCCACGUGCCUCUUCAAUACAUGGCACUCAGUGCGCCAGGCCCCGGGGGGUGCCCGGAGAGGCAGACGGUGAAGCAGCAGUGCAGGUCCGUGAGCCACGGCUCCUCCGCGCCUCCGCUCUUCAGCGUCUGAAGGAAAAACAAGAGUCAUCUGAGAACUGUGGCAAUGCAGCCAUGCUACCUGACAGUAUUUUUCAUUCCCAAACAUUUCACAGAGCCAUUGGAAUACUAUCUCCACCCACAAAUCAUCAAAAGGAGUCAUCUUGGACAAAGGAAGCUAUUAACCGGGCAUCACCACAGGCAGUGCAAGUUCCACGUUGUAUCCUCAAGUUCAAGUACCAUCAGCAUCUUGCAUCUGUUCCCUCCUCCAUGCACUAGUGAGACUCUUCACCUUUACCCUCCCCAGACCCUUCAGCUCUCCAGAGUCUCAAAAUUACUGUGACGCUCGAGGUGCACUGCUGUAUCAACGAGAAGAAUUCUACAGGGCUGACUGACAAUUCCUGUCAAUCUCUUCCUUACCACUGACUCUCUAAUCUGGGAAUAAUCCAAGUUCUUGACUUUUCUUCCUGUCUAUAAUUUCUGAAUGAUUCUACUGCCUUUUCCAUUUCUUCUACAAAGAUUACUGAGAAAAUUCAGAACACUUGUGUUAUGUGCAUAUAAAAGCUCUAUUACUCCAAAGUACUGCUACAUACCUUAAUCAGUAAACCUCCAAUCAGGCACCCCUAUGAAAAAGCCCCACUUUAGCCCACGCCACACCAAGAGCUAACUGUUAGGCAAAUUCAAAGCCUGCGGCUUCCUUCUUCAUCUUACUCUCCAAUAAACUAAGUGAUAAGAAUAGAAAUUGACCUGAAGUUUAUUCCUGCUAAAUAAUUUCCUUAAUGAUAGCUAACAUUUAUAGAGCACUUAAUAAAUGCCAGGUACACUAAACAUUCUACUUGGUAACAUUUCAUGUUCACCAAAGUGCAGUGAAGUUGGCAUUAUUCCCAUUUUUACAGGUAAGAAAACAAGCUUUAGAUACAUAGAAUAACUUGGCAAGUGACUGCAGUUCAUCAGAGUGUAUAUUAGAAUCCAGGUAGGAGUGACUCUGACACCUGUAUCUUUUCCAACUAACUGAGCUGCCUGCCAUCCUAAUUCAGUAUUUGUUAUUUUAAGGGUUUUAUUACUAAUUCCGGAAUCAAACACAUCACCCUAUUAAGUAACAGGAUAGCAGGGAGGCCCUGAGUAGUCAGAACACAGAGAACCAGCCGAUGCACAGGAAUGCUCCCCUUCCUCCACAGCCCCCCACCCCUGGUUCCAUGCUCCUUACUGUGAUGUUCUUGAUGAUCUGCUGCACCAGGAUCGCGUUGGUCAGCAUGUGAGCGCGGAGCGGUGCGUGCUGGAGCAGCAGGCGAAGCAGCUGGCCCACGACAGGCAGCUCCUCAGGCCCCACUCUGUUCACCCGCAGACUCUGCAGCAUCAAACGGAGGACUCGUGGCAGGAGAGCCAGGAUGGAGACACAGACCCCCCACAGCUUGUCCCUACAACAGCAGAGGAAGAAAUGAAUCAAGAAGCCAGGCACACACAGGAUAAGUGCUCUUUGCUCCCACUUCCCCAAACUGAAAAUGUUCCUUUAAGAAACACGGUGUUUUUCACCAGAACUAAAUAGGAAAAUCCACUGAAGAAGUAGCUACUUUCCCCUAUUCUAUGGCUUCCAGGAAGCUGAGCAACUAGCACUUUCCUGGACUUAUUAACAAGACACACUUGAAGCCAUAGUGAUCAUCCAUUAACACAGAAUUAGCCGGAGAACAGGAGCUACACAUGCACAACCCCUGCUAUCCAUUGUUGGGCAUUACUUAAAUACUGCCUGUUAUGUAACACCAAAUUUGUCAAUCAACAGGGUAAGAUCAUCUCACCGAAAGAAAAUGGGAAGAAAAGGAGUCAUGAAACUCUAAACCUAUGAACUUGAUUCUGAGCUUCUUCAAUGUCUCAGAACAGAUUUACAGAAAGAUGUACUCACCAAGAGCCAAAAUGGAUUUCUGAAAGUAUCCAAAAAGGGGACUAGUUGCUACCCUAUACUGGGUCACAGAAGGCCAGAAAUGGCAAAUAUUUCACUAAGCAUCCUUCUCCUGAUGCAGCAAGCACAAAAAUGUUUAUGGUAGCAAUAAGUGGACUUAUGGCUGGCCUAACCACAUUCUCGAAGAGUGUCAAUUAAAUGAGGCAGUGUCCAUCUGCAGGGUAAGUACACUGGUAAUGGAAGACUCUGAAAGGUUUCUGUCCUUGGAGUGCAUAAGCCUCUAGUCCCCAGAUCUUUGUAAGACAGCCUGGCUCUUCCAGACCUAGAGGGAGCAGGUCCUUCACCAAGUGAUGCCCACAACCAACUCCACAUAAAGCAAUUGCACCAAAGGUGGAUACUGAAUCCACUCCAAGCAAACUGGAUUCUCUUAUUUGAACAAACUUCAUUCAGUCUGUUGGUGGAUGCAGGGCCAGGCUGGGAUAGCCAUGUGCAAGGAAAGGAGAGAAAACCAGAUUGCAGACGCAGGCACAGAUGGUGAGGCAAAGGCCCAGAGAUCAAACUACACAAUCCAGGCUUCCUAACACCAAGUCCCAAUUCCUAAUGAAGCCCAAACACACUUCCAGAAUGUAUUCAUUUUCUACUUCAAGUCAAGAAGAUUUCAAAGAAUCCUUGACCAAAACUCUACUAAAAGAGCUAAUGGAAUCUACAUCAUACCCAAUAUAAAUAGAGUGAAUAGCUGGGUAAAGAGUCAAUUCCCACUUUUCAGACACCACAAUUUUAAAAAGCUGUCAAGCCAAAGAGAAAGAGAGGAGACCAUGGUGUGGAGGAAAAGGAAGCACUCAUGAGGAGUGACAGCCACUCCUAGAGCCCUCUAAGUUGCCAUGUACAAGAACUUUACUUAUUGUAAAAAGUGCUUAAAGGACAAAACUGGAGCCAAUGAAGUUUGGAUAUGAGCGCAACAUAAAGCAAUGAUUCUAAACCUCACCAGAGGCAUGUACCAUUCUGAAAAAAAAAAAAGACUUGUAGCUGGCCCAACCUCACUAUUUUCUAUUCAAUCUUCAGGAGUUCAGAUUCUCUGCAAACUUCAGAUACCUUUUGGCAGAGAAUACCAGCCUCCCUUUCUACUCCAAACACAAAGAAAUGCAUUUAUACAUUUUAAAAAGUAUUUUUAAAAUAUAUUUUAAAAAUUGAAAAUACAUUAUUUUUAUAAUAAAUAAAAUUUUGUAUGUUUGUAAGUUAAAAAAAUUUUUAAAUAUAUUUUAAAAAUACAUACUCACACGGCCAAGCUCAACAACCACAAUGGGUAAAACCUCUGGGUGCCAGAAACUCUGAGGACUAACCUAAAAAUAGUCAGCAGGGGUACAGAACUGGAUAUGGGCUUUUAGAGCUGGGAUUUUCGGUAGAAGUUGAGGCUUGAGACUGUGUGUGGGAGGCAGGGAGCUAGAACUGGGCUUUCCCUGCAUAAAAACGGAAACCAGGAAAAUGCAAAUGUCAAAUUGUCCAAUAAGGAGAACACCACAGAACUCCCACAAAAGAUGCACUCAGAGAAAAACUAUUUAGCCCCAAACAUAGUUCAACCUGAGGAAAGACAAUCCUCAAGAGCCUCAUCUACUCCCCAAAAUAAGGGAGAAUUCCCACACUGGAAACAAAUGAGCUAAAAGAACUGACAGGAACUUUAAAGUAACACCAGUAAAUCGUGAGCAAGCAAGAAUGACAAAGCCACUUAAAAAUCUAAAAUAGAUAAAUAAAGCAAACCAAACUACAACAGGAGGGUUAAAUAAAUAAAAAUUAAGAAACUACAAGACGUUAAGGGAUAACAAGGACAGAAUGAGAAGUUCCAUGUGUUUAAAAGGAGUUUUAGGAGAAGAGGAAAAAUGGAGAUAAAAAUAGUAACUGAGAACUUUCCAGACCUGAAGGGAAAAAAGACACUGGGUCCUCAGAUGAAAGGAGCACACCAAGUCUCCAGCAGAUAACAAUUCAAUACUGCAUCCUAAUUGCAACACACCAAAGAUAAAGAGAAAACAAUAAACCAUACAAAAGAACAGAUUUUUACCCACAAACCAAAAGGAUUCAGAAUAACAGAUUUUAUUACUAACGAGUCCUCCAAAAGACAAUGGAACAGUAUCUUUGAAGGACAAUGGCCACAGUUCUGAACUCAUAAACUGGUCAACUCUAAUGUUUAGGGCAGCAAUAACUGGCACUCAUGAUUUGGAAUCUCAUGAACAUCUCAGCGGGGUGAGGGGGUGAUUAAAAAAACCCUGGUUGCCAACACUUUCUUGUGACUAGUACCAUCUUGAGAGAUUCACAGGGUCUGGUCACAUCAACCCUUCCAGUACCCACUAUAAAAUACCUUUAAAACUGGGCAUUUUAAACAGGCAAAUAUUACCUACACCACAUUUUUCAGUUCAGCCAUAUAAAGUCCAAGCAGAAUGUUCCUCUAUAAAUAGAAACUUCCCAUGAAAGUGUUUAAUAAAGGGGCUAUACUGAAAAUGACAGGAAAUGACAAACAGUACUAUACACAUUUCAUAAAUGGGGCUGUUUAUUCAAAAAUCCUUAGAUACCCAAGUUCCUUGCUGUUCAUAGUCUUUCCUUAACCAACCAUAACUAAAGUUUGAUGAUGCAUAAGCAAAAUACCAUCAAAUCUACAUUGUAUUUACACAUGCUUACGUGUAUUUACAUGCAUUUCGUAUGUAUUUACAGUGAAAUACACAAAGUUUAAAAGACUUUUGUAAAAAGUCCAAAUGCCAAUUAACAUAAAAAUGGAUAAAUAAACUGAUAUAGUAAUAUAGCAGAAUACUUGAGAGCAGGGGUCAGCAAACUAUAGCUGGAGAGCCAAAUCCAGCCCAAAGCCUUGGUUUGCAAAUAAAGCUUUAUUAGAACACAGCUGUGCCCAUUACUUUAUGUCCUGUGUGGCUGCUCUCGUGCUACCAUGGCAGUAGCAACAGACAUCACAUGGCCCACAAAACCUAAAAUAUUUACUAUUUGGUCCUUACAGAAAGAAAUUUGCCAACUUUUGCUAUAGAGAAAUGAAAAUGAAUGAAAUACAGCUAAACAAAUCAACAUGGAUGAAUCUCAAAAAUGAUGCUGAUAGAAUUAUAUAGCAAAAAUUACACACAGCAUGAUUCCUAUUAUAAAAUUCACAAAUAUGCAAAACAAAAAUAUUUUUCAGAAAUGCAAACAAAAUUGUCUUUAAAAAGUAUCAAAGUGAUUAACACAAAAGUAGUAGGUUGUCUCUGGGAUGUAGAAGUGAAACAUGGCUGUGGAGGGCACAAGGAGAGUGUGUGCUGAUGUUGGUUAAAUGGAUGUUCUGUUUGUAAUUACUCUUUAAAUUAUAUAAAUAUUUUAUACAUCAGUAUGUAUGAUGUUUUCAUGACAUUUAGAAGUCCAAAAAAACACCAGAAAAGUAGACAUCAAAAUGUUAACAGUAGGUGACAGAAUUAUUUUUAUUUUCUUGUAUUUGCUCAUUACAUUUUUUUAAAACCUUCUGCAACAAAUGUAAAAUAAAAAACAUUUUUAAUGAGCACAAAUAAAAUAAACAUGAGAAUUUAUUUUAAAAAUUAAAGUGAACUCUUCCAAACUAUCCUAAAAGCUUUAGCCUGAAUAUUAGAUAGUAGCAACAGCACUGACUAAUUCUAAAAACUAGCAUCUUAGAACAAUGCUGAUACAAUUCAAGAAUUUAAAAUUCCACUCUGGCUUGCUCUAAUGAAGCCCCAAACAAAAUACACAGGCUUGUACUAAUAGCCCAUCCUCUAGGGGUAGAAUGUACAGUUUUUGUUUUUGUUUUUUUGCCAGACUUAUAGCAAUUGUAAUAAGGGAAAGUUCAAAACACUUUAUAAUGCCGUCUACCUUUUCAAGUUUGUAGCUUAGAAGGGAAAGGGGAAGAAAAAAAAAAAAAAACCUAAGAAUUCUCUCCACAAUACAAAGAUUCAUGAAGGAGCAAA